Molecule: messenger RNA, 402 nt
Organism: Eucalyptus grandis
Lineage: Eukaryota; Viridiplantae; Streptophyta; Magnoliopsida; Myrtales; Myrtaceae
Product: omega-hydroxypalmitate O-feruloyl transferase-like
Exons: 2
Coding region: 1-402 (133 amino acids)
Molecular function (GO): acyltransferase activity, transferring groups other than amino-acyl groups
Source: RefSeq, a predicted model, not a curated record
AUGCUCAGAGAAUCGCUGGGCGAGGUAUUGGUCGAGUUCUAUCCAUUCGCCGGGAGACUCGUCGUGGGGAGUGACGGGAAGAUGGCAGUGAGAUGCACGGGUGAAGGAGUUCCGUUUGUUGAAGCAAUGUCGGAGGACGACAUCGGAAUGCUGGGCGACAUCAGCGUCAUCGAUCCACCAAUGCUGCGGAAACUCGUCAAGCACAGCGAUGGAGACCAGACCAUAUUGGAAAAACCUUUGCUGACAGGGACAACAUUCAAGUGCGGGGGGAUCGUCCUCGGCAUUCUCGUGAAUCACAUCGUCGUCGAUGGUAAAACCCCCACGGACUUCAUAACUUGCUGGACUGAUGUGGCUCGAGCCAAGCCGCUAUCGAUUCGUCUCCUUCUCGAUCGAUCAAUAUAG